Molecule: messenger RNA, 2742 nt
Organism: Symsagittifera roscoffensis
Lineage: Eukaryota; Metazoa; Xenacoelomorpha; Acoela; Convolutidae
Product: F-actin-monooxygenase MICAL3-like
Exons: 5
Coding region: 163-2733 (856 amino acids)
Source: RefSeq, a predicted model, not a curated record
GUUUUCCUCCUUUAAAUAGCCAGUUAGUAUAUUAAAGAGACGGUUUCUUGGAAAAAAAAUUGCUAACCGAUUUCACCUCUCGCCAUUAUAAGUCAGUCACUCAAGCUUUAGAAAAAGGAGAGGGCUCAUGUGCGCAAGGAUAGGCGGGUUGAUCCGAUUCUGAUGCCGACCAGCAAAAGUGGCGACACUCAGGGGGGAGUGGACCCGGGUGAUGAUGACCAGUACUCAAAGGAGUCUUUAGCUGAGCUGCACGACCGCAUCAACCGCAUCCUCAAACAACUUCCCGCAAUAACAGGUCGAGCACAAGUUUUUGUCUCCAAGAGCUACGAGUCACCACCAGGUUCGGCUAAAUCAUCAGCCAACGAAAAUGCACACCAAGAGCAUGGCAGCGACUUCAGCCAAACAGAGAGAACACACGUAACUGGCACUCACUUGGACCCGCGUUCAACUAGCCGACGAAAGACUAAAAGACCUAGAACUCCUAGACUGAAACACAAACGUAACAAUGUUGUCAGUGAACCGGUAGAGAUAACGCUUUCGUCUGUAAGCAGUUGCACUUCUAUGCGAAACUUAGAGAAGUUAAAAUCGCUCUCGUAUAACAUUCCACGACUUGCGACGCCGAGAAUUCUAGAAUCGCCGACAGGCGAGAACUACGAAUCAACGCAGUCCGAAAAUUAUCCUCUUCAACUCACGUCUAGAAAAACAGAAAACCGUGACGUCACCGCUUCUUUUUCAGUUUCUACUGAAGGUUUCAGCAGUUACAAUAGUGGUCAUGUGAAUAAAAACAAAUAUUAUAGGCCUCCGCAAAAAUUGGCUGUCAAUUCUGAUGGUUUUUUGGACGAAAACACCAGUGCUUUACAUUCUGAACGCAGCGAAAAAUCAAACGCUCGUUGUGAGCAUCUUGAAUCAAACACAUCUGGUGAAACGAAGAAAAAUGAGUUUUCUUCAUUAGAUGACAGUCUGACUUUGCAGCCUGAAGAAACAUUUAAUUUGGAUGAAAAUUUGGACCAAUUUGACGAAGUUUCGAACAUGAGUGAACAUUUUUCGUGGAAGGAAAUCAGGAAACAAAAAUCAGUUUUGCAGCUUUUCAAUCAAUUUGCAAGUUCUACAGAACUUGCAGAAAUUUUACUCACUUUCAAACAACUGACUAAAAUUUGCGAUGUAGAUGCGGCUUUGAGUCGUUCCAAAACAUUCCGAAAUUUGGGUUCGAAGCUGCUCGCAGAGUCGAAAACUUUUGCGAAUGUGUCCAAAUGUCUGAAUGAUAAGCUGAAAAACAUAGUGUAUGAUAAGCAGAACGUAUGCUGGUUGAAGAAAGUUGUGGUGAUUGGGGCUGGGCCUUGUGGCUUGAGGGCUGCCAUCGAAUGUGCUUGCUUAGGUGCUCGUGUUGUCUUGGUUGAAAAACGAUCCGACUUCUCUCGAACGAAUUGCAUCUAUUUAUGGAACUUCGUCAUCGAAGACAUGCUUUCACUUGGGGCUAACUUCCUUGGGGGAAAAUUCUCCGCUAUCCGAAACCCCAACUCAGUUGAAAACGUUUACCCAAUUGCUACGACCCAAAUUGUGCUGCUGAAAAUAGCCCUUCUUUUGGGCAUUACCAUAGUAACCAACGUUGAAUUCAGAGGCAUUUUUUAUCCUAACGAAUCAGUUACGAACAAGUUUUCAUGCUGGUUCAAACUCAACAAAAACAACUUAAGUUCGUUAAAUGAAAAAUUUGAUUUGAAUCAGUUUCCCGUGCAUGUUUUGGUAUGUGCCAGCGGUCAAAAUGUUGCUUUACCAAACGGUCUUUUCAGCGAAAAACAAUGUGACAAGAAAUCUCUUCAAGCCGGCUUCGGAAUUACAGCCAAUUUCAUAAAACCGAAAAAUGUGCCGAGAAAAGUUCCUGAAACGAUAACAAUAGAAACUUCUAGAAGCUCGAAGUCGAAUGAUGGUUAUAUUCACGAUGUUAAGCAAGCUAUUGAAAAAGGGUUCUUUCACCAAACUGUCAUGCAUUACGACUUAGAUAAGUUGUAUUUCAUAAUGACUGCAAAUCCCUUUAUUCUUAAACAAUGCGGUGCUUUAAAGAAGUAUUAUGCCGACAACAAACUCAAAUCGACCAAUGUCGAAAAUAUCGAUUUUGAUGCUCUAGCAGAUUACGCAACCGCUUCUGCAAAUUACGCAACUCAUGGGCAAUUCUACCCACUGAAAAUGGCCAAAAAUAAACAUCACAAGCCAGACGUGUCUUUAUUUUACUGCACGCCAAAUGUUGCGGCCAACCACGCGGGUAAAAUUCUCGAAUCUGGAGGCCAUAAGUUGUUUAUAUUUCUGGUGGGGGACAGUUUGAUCCACCCUUUUUGGAAAACAGGGUCCGGGUUGGCCAAAGGGUUUAUGAGUGUGUUCGACGCCGCCUGGGUUCUGAAAAUUUACUCGACCAUUCCGCAGCAGCCGCUGUUGUCCUUAGCUCUUCAGGAGUCGCUCUAUUUAUUCCUGAAGAACCUGCAGUCCAGUGCCGUCAGGUCAUUCGAUGGCGCUUUCUCAAUUGAUCCUGCCACGAGGUACAAAACACUAACUGCACUACCUAUUGUGAAACCGAGAGAUGUUCGGAAUCUGAUGCGGGACGACGGAAACAACAACAGCAGUCGGGGGGUCAAACACAGCACCUCCCUCCCCCAACUGAGUCUGAAUAGGGAACACACAGAGGUGGCCACUUCUGACUUCUCAGUACUCAACAUUUUUAGAAAAAUCAAAGACGUAGUUUGAACAUAACAA